AUUGGUGUCUGGGCAGCGCUGCCAUUGGUCCGGGAAGGGAUGUAUCCUAUCCGCGUUGGUUACGGGCAGAGAGUGGCCGGCGUUCCGCUGUGAUAGGGCAGCGUUAUUUUAGGGGAGGAGAUGCAACAUGGCGACGUACACAAGGUACACACAGUAUAUUACAUCAGAAUAAUCUGAAGCCACGGUUUUAAUAGCACACUUGAAAAGCGAUGGAAGAUGUACCAGCAUUAUAUGAAAUCUUUCAAGGCGAGGUCGCAAAUGUGACCGAUUAUGGAGCAUUUAUUAAAAUUCCAGGCUGCAGAAAACAAGGUCUCGUACAUAGAACACACAUGUCAUCCUCCCAUGUUGACCGCCCUUCAGAAGUGGUUGAUGUUGGUGAGAGAGUGUGGGUGAAGGUCAUCAGUCGUGAGAUAAAAGAUGGAAAGGAAAAAAUCUCCUUAUCCAUGAAAGUUGUGAAUCAAGGAACUGGGAAAGAUCUGGACUCAAACAAUGUCGUGCUAGAGCAGGAUGACAGGAAAAGACGGCAAUUCAAGGACUACAGCAAGCAGAAGAUUAUACUGGAAGCUGUGCUGAAUACCAUGUGCAAGAAGUGCGGCUGUAAAGGUCACUUUGCCCAAGACUGUUUUGUGCAGCCUGGAGGAACGAAAUACAGUUUGUUACCAGAGGAUGAUGAAGAUAAUGCAGAUGAUCCCAUGAAGAGUGACAGGCCUGCUAAGAAAAAAAAGAAGGAAAAAGAAAAGAAGAGAAAAACACACCGGCAGGACAAGGAAGAUUCAUCUGACACAGACAACUCAUCAAGUUCCAGUUCUAGUAGCGUAGAAUCUGAACCCUCCAGAAAGAAAAGACGCCAUGCGGAGAAGAGUAAAAAGAGCUCAAAGAAAAGGAAGAAGAAACACAAGAAACACAAACAAAGGGAAUGAGUAAAGGGACCACUGUAUGUUUAUACAGGUUGAGGCCUGCUGAGCGUGAGACUGGUUUUAUGUCCUCUCCAGAGCAGCAGGAAGCCCACUUCUCCUGUAAGGGGACUACAGAUGGUUGUAUGGCAUUUACAAAAUUAGGUUCUCAUAGCACAGACCCAGUGGGGGUUAAGGAUGCAUUCUAAAAUUAAAAACAGAUUUUUUAAAAAUAGAAAA
This is a messenger RNA of Pseudophryne corroboree (corroboree frog), 1133 nucleotides long. RefSeq names its product zinc finger CCHC-type containing 17 (gene ZCCHC17). The transcript is spliced from 8 exons. The coding region runs from base 210 to 920 and encodes 236 amino acids. The record is from RefSeq and is a predicted model, not a curated record. Gene Ontology annotation, biological process: RNA stabilization. Gene Ontology annotation, molecular function: RNA binding; zinc ion binding. Lineage: Eukaryota; Metazoa; Chordata; Amphibia; Anura; Myobatrachidae.